AGUAUAAUGACGUUGUGUAUAUUUCCAUUUUUAUGUAUGAGCUUUUAUUGUCACAGAUGAUUAUAUUUACACAUUGCUGCAGCUUUGGCUGCUAAAUUAACACUUUGAUCACCAAAACAAUAUUUGAAUGCCAUGUCCACAACCCUUACCACGAAAGUAAAUUGAACCAAGUUGAACACAAAACAAAAAUAGAAAGCAAAGAGUAAGCUGCUAUGGACAUAAUAUGUAUUAUUUGGAGACUCAUAUUUUCACGUUGCUUUAACUUUGAGGUUUUUUUUACUCAAAGUUGUAGAUUUCUCAAAUGUAUAACACAAAUGUAUAACAUGAGGGAGGUUAGUAUGUAUAAUUGCAUGUGUUUUCAGCAUGGGGUGACCACGGCCACAAGAAGAUGUUCAUGCCAGACUGGCGUCAGUGGAAGGUGCAGGGAACGCCACUGGAGUUUACGCAGAAGAGACUGGCCGCCAGGGGCCUCAAGGAUCCAUGGGCCCGCAACGAGGCGUGGAGAUACUCGGGCGGCUUCGCCCGCGCCGUGACUCUCUCUGAUGUGCUGCUGAAAGGAUUCAAGUGGGGCUUUGUCGCCUUUACCGCCGCUCUGGCUGUCGAGUACGUCAUGUUCCCACCCAAGAAGGGCGGCCACUAAUGCUCUUGUUCUCCCCAGAGUCUGGAGUCUAAUAAUAUUCUGUAUUUCCUGUUCAUUAAAUGUUGUUGUGAUCACUC
Pseudoliparis swirei is the source of this 717-nucleotide messenger RNA. RefSeq names its product NADH:ubiquinone oxidoreductase subunit B3 (gene ndufb3). Gene Ontology annotation, biological process: mitochondrial respiratory chain complex I assembly; electron transport chain. Gene Ontology annotation, cellular component: mitochondrion. Bases 389 to 640 code for a protein of 83 amino acids. Lineage: Eukaryota; Metazoa; Chordata; Actinopteri; Perciformes; Liparidae. The transcript has 2 exons. The record is from RefSeq and is a predicted model, not a curated record.